CUCACACUCUCGUCUUGAUCAGCGGCUCUCACAUGUCAAGGCCGCGUUCCUCUCACUGGUGGCUUUCUGAUCAUUAAAUAACUAGCUCUUCGCUCGACAGGCCAUUGCAUUAUUGCAUUGCAUUGGCCCAAUGGUGCUAUUCCAGCCUUUCGGACCCCCGCGAACACUAACUAGCUCAAGCAUUAGCUUGAAGUAACUUAACUAGUUAUUUAAACAAGCUAGUUGCAAUUUCAACGCCAGCUGCUGCCGUUUUACCCAACCAACCGUCAUGGCAACUACCAUUCUUUGCCUACCAACCAACCACUAUUAUUAUGAUUAUUAUUACCAGCCAGUCUCGAUCUUCUGAUCCAUGCUGACCCUUGGGGGCUGUGAGGGCAUGAAGGAACCAGGGUGGGUUGUCAAACAUGGAGAACAUCGGCUCUGACAGGCCGCAGAGCCUCCUAGGCCCGCAUAUAAAAUAUUCAAUGCGUUGACAAGUUGACGCUUUAUGUAUCUUCCUCCCCCUUAAAUCACACUCCAGCCUGUAACGGAUGAAAACACUCGCAAGAUGUCUCGCGUGGAUGUGGUUGAGAUCACGGAUACAAUGACUGACACCGUCAUGGUCCAUGAAAGAACACCUGGUGAUGAAGAAAAGGUCACAGUGACAACAGACGCUAUGCUCCAUCGCUUUGACAGGGACAGGGCAGCCCAGGCUGCCGCAGCCGAGAUCGUACCAAAAGCACGAGCUAAACGACAUGCUGCAACGCUUGCUGCCAUGCGAAGGCUAUACGAGGAGCGGAAUAGUAACGGCAUGAAGAACCUUCUUUUCUCCACCAUUUUCAAUGGUUAUACACAUUUACCUUCCGACCAUGAUCUUCACGACCUGGCUCGGUAUCAAUUCCCUCCCAGGGCAUUACUCGAGGCUCAGGUUUGCGAUUUCUAUCCCGACCACGCGGAAGUUAAAGGGGUCCCUCUUGGAGAUAUUGAAUCCCAGUGGCAAGACAAGCCUCACGGCGUUCAAGUUCGGUGGAUACAUGUCCCAGUUGGUAGAGGAAUUUAUCACUCUUCUAUUGAGGACUUGUUUCGACACGCGAGCAAUGAGCACCCUCGCCCAUUUAACAACGCUGGCCAUGUUGGCUUUGCGUAUGUUGAGCUCGACAAUUUAAAUUUUCGGCAUCGUGAAGAGGUCGAAGAUCUGCGAGACACUUACUGCUUGCUCUCAAGACUAGAGCAUUUGUCUACUUCUGCGCCUGAUUAUAAAGGAGAUGGUUUAUCUCCCCAGACCACCGAAACAUCGGUUGGACCUGAGCCACUGGACUGGGAGUGUCACCGAGGUGAUAGAAAUGCGAAGCUGCGAGCUGAUCUAGAGUGGCGAGCAGAUCAUCUCAACACGGAGCUCACUUUCUGGGAGUUAGUUGCGUCCGAUAUACCUUGGCAAAUCUCUGAUGGUCUCCCGAUCUGCGCAAGCGGGCCCUUGGGACGAAUCAAGCCAGUCAUCAACAGCUAUGAUUUUCGAGUUCUCUCCAGUCACCCAGCGUUUCUUGAUGCCCAACUCGUUCGAAAUGAGUUUCGGUUUUUCCAUAGGAAUGAUGGUUUUCUCUUGACCCUGUCUGCUGCGAAAGGCAUUAAUUAUCUCGAUGCUCGACUUCAAGAGUAUCUCCGACAAUCUCCUGACGACAUCUUGCGAAACCCAGGGGCUUCGGCCGUGGGUCAAACCCUAAAGGAGUUUGCAUCAACCGGAACGAGCACUUGGGAAAAACCCACUGCUGAAUGGCUUGUCGUCCACCUCGCAACCGAAAUCGGCGCAUGCCCACACAAUGACACUCUGGGCCAUAAUCAGAUUUCUAUAGUGGAAGCAUACCAGGAUAUUCUUCGUGAUCUUAAACUACGUACCUAUGAACCGUGGAGGCGCGACGAGACCGUUCGGUUGACAAGGACUUUUCUGCAGUGCAUGGAGGAAAUCAGGUUCAUCAGCAAGAUGCUAGAGUCGAGGCAGAGCCUGUUCACGCGGUUGAAGGAAGAUGUUCGAACACAUGAUGAAGAGGAUCGCAACAAUGACAUACCACACAACCCUGGCGGCGAGUCUUGCAUGCAUAGGGUGGACUGGGCUUUGGGCAAAAUCCGACAACAGCGUGAUGAUAUUGAGAAUAUUGCCCACGAAAUUAAAAAUUCCAUGGAUGAUCUCCUCCAUCUCCGCACCAUCGAACAAAAUGAACUCACCAUCGUUCGUGACAGCCAGCAGCGUGCGAUCAUGCUCUUCACCGCAGUGACGGUAAUAUUCCUCCCGCUCUCCUUUUGCACCUCCUACUUCGGCAUGAACCUACAAGGUAUCUCAGACACUGCCCGUUCGGAACGGUACUUCUGGUACGUCUGCGGCACGGCCGGAUUUUCCAUAGUAAGCGUGAUUUCCAUUUACGCCUUUUGGCACCCGGCUAAGGAUCAUCUGAUGACCCUGCGGGAGCACCGGAAGUCGAAGCGCUUGGCAAGGGAAGAGAGGAAGCGGAGACUAAAAAGGAGGAUCUCGAGUGAAAAUGUGUAG
Molecule: messenger RNA, 2518 nt
Organism: Blastomyces dermatitidis ER-3
Lineage: Eukaryota; Fungi; Ascomycota; Eurotiomycetes; Onygenales; Ajellomycetaceae
Exons: 9
Coding region: 548-2518 (656 amino acids)
Biological process (GO): metal ion transport; transmembrane transport
Cellular component (GO): membrane
Molecular function (GO): magnesium ion binding; cobalt ion transmembrane transporter activity; cobalt ion binding
Source: RefSeq, a predicted model, not a curated record